Phytophthora infestans T30-4 is the source of this 1464-nucleotide messenger RNA. RefSeq lists its product as uncharacterized. NCBI's taxonomy places the organism in Eukaryota, Oomycota, Peronosporomycetes, Peronosporales, Peronosporaceae. Bases 1 to 1464 code for a protein of 487 amino acids. Gene Ontology annotation, molecular function: ferrous iron binding; acid phosphatase activity; ferric iron binding. The transcript is spliced from 2 exons. The record is from RefSeq and is a predicted model, not a curated record.
AUGAAAGUCGAGCUGCUAGUGAUUGCGCUCUUAACGCAGCUGAUACUGCAUUGUCUCGCCACGAAGUUUGAUCUACACAACUUCCGUCCGACAGCUCGAGUUGACUUGAGUGAGGUCGUCGAAGCUGCCACAGGAAAUGAUUUAGUCACUCCGAUCAUCUGCGCGAGUACUGCGGCGACUGAGUUUCUGGGUUUCAAGUGCUCGUCCAGCUCAAGCUCCAACUCGAGUUCAAGCUCAAAGCCUACAGCAACGGUGUCUCACACUGCAACGUACGACUUGCACGCAUUAGCAAUUGGGGACUGGGGAGUGGAUCUUGGUCUUGGGUCGUGCUGUAACGUCUAUCGUAAGACGGGAACUGGGAACAAGGAAUACUACAAGGACCAGCAAGCGCAGGUCAAUGUCGCGCACCUACUAACGCUGUCGACCAAGAAACUGCAGCCUAAAGCAAUCCUGGGCCACGGUGACAACUUCUACUGGAAUGGAUUGGGAUCCGACGAUGUAAACUAUCGCUUCUUGAACUCGUUUGAGACCAUGUACUCGGACCCUGCGCUGCUCAAUAUCAAGUGGUUCAAUGUAGCCGGAAACCACGAUAUCGGUGGCUCCAUGUUCAUCUGUGGAAAACGAGACAACCAGUUUGUCGAGUGUUCCGGAAAGACCGACUUACUCAAGCAAUUGGACGAGAAGUUCACGAGGCAGAGUAAGUACGUAAGUCCAAACAACGACCGCUGGCAGAUGCCCGAUCGAUACUAUGUCGAGACUUUGGAAGACCCGGACUCUGAGGUCACUGUCGAUGUCUUCAAUAUCGACACGAACGCAGCAGCUGUUCACGGUGCUCAGCAAACCUGUUGCCAGUGCUACGGCUAUAAAAUGAAGUACGGUGGCAGUCAAAGCUGCUCGAAUGUGGCUCGCGGGGACGAUUUGUGUGCCGGAGGUGACACCGACAUGUUCGACGCCUGCAUGGCUCAGAUCGAGGCGUGGCAAGCUGAUUCUUUGAAACAAUUAGCUCGAGAUGCUGCCAAAUCGACAGCCACGUGGAAAGUGGUGAAUACGCACUACUCGCCUCAUUUCCACAUGGACCCAACAAUGAUGGCAGAAGUGAACAGCAUUCUCAAGAAAAGUGGCAUCCAUCUCUUCAUGAAUGGCCACACCCACGCUGAAAGCCACGAGUUCGGGUCUUUCAACACGCACUUCGUGACGAACGGAGCUGGCGGUGGCAUCCAGAGCGAAAGUAUCGGCGAACCACCUCCGUACGCCAUUGAUAUCAAGCCAAUCUGGCGAGGCGAGAAUGCGCCGUACGGCAUCUUCGAGCUUUCGUUCGCGGCGAACCAGAUGAAGUUGCAGUUCGUGACUUUUGAUGACGACUGGGUCUUUGCUUCGAAUAAAGGCAACACUGUCAAGGGUGGAGCCAAGUUGGGCCACUGCUGGCUUAUUCCCAAGGACGGAUCGCUAGGUGAGGCGUGCUAG